UUUUUUCUCGUGUGCAAUACUUUUGGAUAGUGCGUCACACCACAUUUUCAUAAACUUUUGCGUAAUAACAUUCAGCAAAACUAUAUUUUUAUAGAGACCUGUGUUUAAAAUAACUGUCAAAACCGAUAGAAUAUUAAUCAAAUUGGAUGAAUGAUUCUGAUUUAAUAAAUUUUUACACGGAGGCGAAUUAAAAUGAAAUUCGUUGUUAAUACAAUUUCUGUAUGUUUAUAACGUUGAUCGAACCAAUAGAAAUUCAGUGUGCAAUACUUAAAUAUUAUAAUUUAUCAUAAUGCCUGGUUCAAGACACAAGAUUUUAAGUCAUGUGUUCAGUGGAUUUUCCGAAAAGAUGUCUCGAACAAAAGUAUUAGAUAUUGGAGCUCAAGCUGCUGAGACGCCAUUGAAACGAUGCUUGACAACAUUUGACAUCACAUUGCUAGGUAUUGGACAUAUGGUUGGUGCUGGAAUUUAUGUGCUCAUUGGAACGGUAGCAAAGGAAAUGGCAGGACCAGCCAUUAUGUUUUCAUUUAUGCUUGCUGGAGCAGCGUCUAUGUUAGCUGCUUUGUGCUAUGCAGAGUUUGGUACUCGUAUACCUAAGGCUGGUUCAGCAUAUGUUUAUACUUAUGUAAGUGUUGGAGAAUUUUGGGCAUUUGUCAUUGGAUGGAACAUAGUACUCGAACACAUGAUAGGAGCUGCUUCGGUGGCACGUGCUUGGAGUGGAUUUUUCGAUUCAAUGUUCGACAACGUCAUUAGAAAUACAACUGUAUCAAUGUUGGGAGAAUUGCACGAAACGCAUUUGGGAAAAUAUCCGGACGUUUUUGCGUUUUUCAUAUGUCUACUUCAUGCUUGUAUAUUGGGCGUUGGUGUUAAAACGUCUUCAUACAUGAACAGUUUCCUAACUUUAGUAAAUUUAGGAGUGAUGGUUGUUAUAGUGGUGGCUGGAUACUAUUACGGUAGCAAUGAAAACUGGUUUGGUCCGCGUGGUUUUAUGCCUCGAGGUACCACAGGGAUAAUAGCUGGUGCCGCCACGUGUUUUUAUGCAUAUGUUGGAUUCGACAGCAUCGCUACUUCUGGUGAAGAAGCCAAAGACCCUGGUUACUCCAUUCCGGUUGCUAUUAUCAUAGCUAUGAGUGUCGUUUGUACCGGUUAUGUUUUGGUGAGUGGUGCGCUGACGUUUUUAGUUCCUUUCGCGGACAUAAUACCGGAUGCUGCUUUUCCAGCAGCUUUUGAAAGAGUUAAUUUACACUGGAUUAAAUAUUUGGUAUCAAUUGGUGCUCUUUGUGGUAUGACUACUACAUUGUUUGGAUCUCUUUAUUCGCUGCCGAGAUGUAUUUAUGCGAUGGCUGAUGACGGAUUGAUUUUCAAAUUUAUGGCUAAAGUCAACAAGAAAACUCAGGUUCCUAUAAUUAACUUAGCUAUAUCCGCUCUCUUGUGUGCUCUUAUCGCAUUAUUUUUUGACUUGGAAAAGUUGGUUGAAUUCAUGUCUAUUGGAACUUUGCUUGCAUACACUAUUGUUAGUGCGUCAGUUGUUAUACUUCGGUACCGCCCUACUAAUCGAGGACUGAUGCGUGAUUCUAGCAGUCUUUUGGAAUUACCAACAUCACAAGCGGAUUCUUUUGAAAUGGAUAUGGGUGGAAGACUGAAACCAUCGUACAAACGUUUAGAACCAAUUCUCAAUCAUUUUAAACCCGGUACUAUUGUUUCUUUAUGUACUGCUUGGUUUACACUCUCAACAGUUGUACUAUGUGUGUAUGUCCAACACUGGCUUGAUUUGCAAUACAUAAAUUGGGUAGAUAUCUCUGUACUAAUCGUUAUUGGUGUCAAUUUGCUAACUUGUAUAAUAUUUAUUAAAGCCCACGAACAAAAUUCUACUGAACUUCCUUUCAUGGUGCCACAUGUGCCUAUUAUACCUUUAUUGAGCAUAAUGUGUAACGUAGUAUUGAUGACCAAUUUGAAUAUGUUAACGUGGAUGCGAUUUUUGAUAUGGAUGGUCAUAGGUUUGCUGAUUUAUUUCUUAUACGGGAUUCAUUAUAGCAAAGAAAAUGAUGUUACGUCGUACUCUGUACUGUUAUCAUCUUCAGAAGCGGGUAAGACUCCUUGGGGUGCAAUCAAUAAGUCAAAAAAGAAAUUGAAAGCCGAUGACGAUAGAAAACCAAUUAUUGACAAUGAAGAACAUCCAGAUAACGGCUAUUAUCAUUGAAAAGAAAUCUGUAAUUAAUAUUUUGAUUUAUAUUACUGUACAAGGAGCAGUUACUGUAAAAAGUUUAUUAAUAGUGAGAUAAUAAUUUUGGAAAGAAUGUGUUGUUGUUAAAAUGCCAUCUAUUUAAGUACUUAUUUGAAUGGUGCUCUAUUUAAAAAACAAAAUUAUUCAUCAUGUUUUUAGAUUAUUAGAUAUUUCGAAUGUUCAUUUAAUGCCUAUGCCGAUGAAUCCGCACACAAAUAAAAUGCUUAUUUAUAAUACCUAAUCUUUGUAGAAAAUGAAUGUCUAGAUUUUAUAAAGUAAAAUAAUUAUCCUAAAUAGUAUACAAUGCUAAGUUCAUCAAAUUAUCAUUAGGUUGAAGUUUAAGCUGUAAUAAAAAUGAAUAAUAUAGUUUCCUCUAAUUUAUUUGUGUCAUUAAUGCAUAGGUAACAUAUAUAAGUUAACAUCAUAGUCGAAAUAUAAAAUAAAAUGUUAUUA
Messenger RNA from Daktulosphaira vitifoliae (grape phylloxera), 2674 nucleotides. RefSeq names its product cationic amino acid transporter 4. Gene Ontology annotation, cellular component: plasma membrane. The transcript is spliced from 10 exons. Gene Ontology annotation, biological process: amino acid transport; transmembrane transport. The record is from RefSeq and is a predicted model, not a curated record. The coding region runs from base 290 to 2197 and encodes 635 amino acids. Lineage: Eukaryota; Metazoa; Arthropoda; Insecta; Hemiptera; Phylloxeridae. Gene Ontology annotation, molecular function: amino acid transmembrane transporter activity.